Molecule: messenger RNA, 1043 nt
Organism: Mobula hypostoma (lesser devil ray)
Lineage: Eukaryota; Metazoa; Chordata; Chondrichthyes; Myliobatiformes; Myliobatidae
Gene: exosc8
Product: exosome component 8
Exons: 11
Coding region: 6-890 (294 amino acids)
Biological process (GO): U5 snRNA 3'-end processing; nuclear polyadenylation-dependent mRNA catabolic process; exonucleolytic trimming to generate mature 3'-end of 5.8S rRNA from tricistronic rRNA transcript (SSU-rRNA, 5.8S rRNA, LSU-rRNA)
Cellular component (GO): cytoplasmic exosome (RNase complex); nuclear exosome (RNase complex)
Molecular function (GO): mRNA 3'-UTR AU-rich region binding
Source: RefSeq, a predicted model, not a curated record
GCAAGAUGGCGGCUGGAUUCAAAACGGUAGAACCCUUGGAAUACUACAGAAAAUUCCUGAAAGAAAAUUGUCGACCUGAUGGAAGGGAAUUGGGUGAAUUCAGAACAACAACGCUCAAUAUAGGUUCAAUUACAACUGCGGAUGGAUCUGCAUUGGUGAAGUUGGGGAAUACGACAGUAGUUUGUGGUAUUAAAGUGGAAUUUGCAGCACCAACAGUGGAUGCUCCAAAUAAAGGGUAUGUAGUACCAAAUGUGGAUUUACCACCCUUAUGUUCUUCAAGGUUUCGGCCAGGCCCUCCUGGGGAACAAGCACAAGCUGCAAGUCAGUUUAUUUUUGAUGUCAUAGAAAAUUCUCAAAUUAUACAGAAGGAGGAUCUCUGUAUUGAGAAAGGAAAGCUUGCAUGGGUUUUAUAUUGCGACAUGAUGUGCUUAGAUUAUGAUGGAAACUUGCUGGAUACCUGUUUAACAGCACUGUUAGCAGCACUGAAAAAUGUCCAGUUGCCUUCAGUGUCGAUCAAUGAAGAAACAGGUUUGGCAGAAGUUAACAUGAACCAGAAAAAUCAGCUGAACAUCAGAAAGAACCCAGUUGCUACAUCUUUUGCCAUUUUUGAUAACACAAUAUUUAUUGUAGAUCCUACGGCUGAGGAGGAGGCCCUGUCAUCGGGGAUGGUUACAAUAGUAAUUGAUGAAGAGGACAGACUUUGUGCUGUACAUAAACCAGGAGGAAGUGUUCUCUCUAGUGAAAAACUUCAGGACUGCAUUGUUCGUGCACAAACAAGACACAGAGAAGUUCAUAAGCUGCUCACUGAAGUGAUAAAGAGUGUAACACCCAUUAUAAAUGCGAAAGAGAGAAUAGUUAAACCUGCAAGUGAAAGUUUGACUGUACAAUAAACCAAAUUUUUUUCAAAUCAAUAAAUAUAUACAUGUUUUUAAACUCAAGUUCAGAAAAUGAUUCUUACUGGAACAAAAGAUUAUACUAUAUACACCAUGGAUGAGUUUCGUUUUAAAAAUAAUUAAAAAACAUUCACCACCACAAAAGGUAAA